This is a messenger RNA of Chlorella variabilis, 747 nucleotides long. RefSeq lists its product as hypothetical. Bases 1 to 747 code for a protein of 248 amino acids. The transcript has 5 exons. The record is from RefSeq and is a predicted model, not a curated record. NCBI's taxonomy places the organism in Eukaryota, Viridiplantae, Chlorophyta, Trebouxiophyceae, Chlorellales, Chlorellaceae.
AUGCUGCGCUCCGGCACGGUGCUGCUGCCGGCCUUUUUAGGCUGGCUGUUCACGUACUACAACAGCAAGAAGACGGAUGAGCGCAAGGCCCAGAUCGACCGCAUCAACGACCAAGUGCGGCUGCUGUACGGGCCGCUGCUGGCGUGCGUGCACGCCUCGCGCUCCGCCUAUGCGGCCAUGGUGCGCCAGCACAGCCCGGACGGCACGGUGCACGGCUUUGUGCAGGCGGUGCAGGCGCACCCGGAGGGCGCGGAGGGAGAGGCGUACAGGCGGUGGAUGCGGGUGGUGCUGCAGCCUCUGAACGAGCGGGCUGCCGACACCGUGGUCAACCACGUGGACCUGCUGCGCACGCCCUACAUCGACCCGCUGCUGCUGCAGCUGGUGGCCCACGUGUCCGCCAACAAGGUCAUCCUGCGGCGCUGGGAGGAGGGCAGCGUGCGCGAGUGGUCGGCCAUCUCAUACCCCAACCAGGCAAGCUGGAAGGGUGGAUUCUCUCCUAUAUUGUCAUGGAAAGCACCGUGUGCAUGGGGUCCACCACAGCAAGGCCGCGGCGACUCCAGCUCAGGCCCCGAUCCCAACCGGCUGCUGGACUAUGUCACCGCCGAGUUCAGGCGCAUCAAGCGCAAGCAAUCGGUGCUGCUGGGCCUGCCGCAGCGCGCGCUGGUGGCUGGCGAGGGCGACACCACCGCCGCCGACGAAGACAGGCUGGAGCCGGCGCCGCCGCGCCCGCCCCGCGCGCGCUUGUAG